Messenger RNA from Quercus lobata, 756 nucleotides. RefSeq names its product HVA22-like protein F (gene HVA22F). NCBI's taxonomy places the organism in Eukaryota, Viridiplantae, Streptophyta, Magnoliopsida, Fagales, Fagaceae. The record is from RefSeq and is a predicted model, not a curated record. The transcript has 5 exons. The coding region runs from base 58 to 531 and encodes 157 amino acids.
ACUCACCAAAAUUGUAGUCUUUAUCGAUCAACAGGAGUCCGAGAGUAGAAUUUCAACAUGGGCGUUUUUGUACCAAUUGCGAGGAUCAUGGAUUCAUUAGCCGGGCCUGCAGUGAUGCUUCUAUAUCCUCUAUAUGCAUCAAUGCGAGCAAUUGAGAGUCCUACAAGCCUAGACGAUCAGCAAUGGCUAACAUACUGGGUCUUAUACUCACUCAUAACGCUUUUUGAGCUUUCUUGUUGGAAAGUUCUCGCUUGGUUUCCAAUUUGGCCAUACAUGAAGCUUGUAUUUGGCUUGUGGCUGGUGCUACCAAUAUUUAAUGGGGCAGCUUAUAUUUAUAUGAAUUUGGUGAGAAAAUAUGUUAAGAUUGGAGGCCGUGUGAAUAAUCCUGCUUAUUCUGAGACCCAAAAGAAGGUAAUCCAGAUGAUGAGCCUCGAUGCAAGGAAAUCCGUGGAGCUAUUCAUUGAUAAAUAUGGAACUGAAGCCUUUGAGCGAGUGGUCAAAGCGGCUGAAAAAGAAGCAAAGAAGCACUGAGGAGAUAUGGCUCAGUAACAAAAUCAAGAUACACAUGUAUAUGUAAAGAUAUAGAGAUGCUACAACCAACAAAUAUGGCUUUUAUAUUGUGUGUAAAUACGUUUAUAUUUGUAUAUUCUCUUGGGAAGACCAAACAUUACUCAUGUUUGGCCACGCACUCACCACCUGUAAUUAAUGGGGAUGAAUUUUCUUUAAAAAAGAUUUACUUUUUUUUUUUUUUUUUUG